Molecule: messenger RNA, 912 nt
Organism: Mucor velutinosus
Lineage: Eukaryota; Fungi; Mucoromycota; Mucoromycetes; Mucorales; Mucoraceae
Product: Septin spn4
Exons: 6
Coding region: 1-912 (303 amino acids)
Biological process (GO): transmembrane transport
Molecular function (GO): transmembrane transporter activity
Source: RefSeq, a predicted model, not a curated record
AUGGCUGAUAGCGUAAACGAUUUCAUUGCAGGUUGGAUUGGAGGUGCAGCAGGAAUCAUUGUCGGAAGUCCACUCGAUGUUCUCAAGGCACGCUUACAAGCACCUAUCAGAACCCAUAGUCAAUUAUCCAUUGGGUCGGAACCAGCCAGCCGAAUGGGAUCAUGGCAGACAUUGAGAAACAUGGUGCAAACUGAGGGGCUGGGCUCCAUGUUCAAAGGUGUGUUAUCGCCUGUAGUUGGAUUAGCGGGCCUCAAUGCCCUGCUAUUUGUUUCGUAUGGAUCCAUUAUUCGAUACUUUGAGCGCCAAUACACAACAUCCCCAGUAGACAAUGGGCCAUUUGAGCCUUCCUUAUGGCAAGUGUACUUGGCAGGAGCUGGCGCCGGUGUCGCUUGCUUCUUUUUUUCCACACCAACAGAUUUAGUCAAAAUUCAGGCACAAAUGACCAAGAUACCAAAGACCACAGUGGAAGUAGCCAAGGAGAUUUAUGCAAGAAACGGAUUAAGAGGUUUUUAUCAAGGUGGUGUUAUUACCAUGAUUCGAGAUGCACCUAGCUACGGUAUUUACUUUUGGGCAUAUGAGAGUAUGAAACGAGUAUUGCAAGUAAAUCCGGGAGGUGAUGCAUGGAAACUCCUGUUGGCAGGAGGCGUAGCGGGUACCGUCUCAUGGGCAUCCAUCUAUCCUAUCGACGUUGUCAAAUCACGACUACAGAUGCAACACAAGCAACACAAUGAAAAUACAAGAAUUUUGCUAGAUCGUCCCUAUGCAUCGAUCAAAGACUGUGUUGUGCGGUCCUACAAGGCAGAAGGAGCGGGUGUCUUCUUUAGAGGGCUGUGGCCGACCUUGAUAAGAGGAUUUCCAGUCAAUGCAGUGACAUUUUAUGUUUAUGAGCUUGUCAUGGUUUUGCUCAAAUAG